Messenger RNA from Pseudo-nitzschia multistriata, 5615 nucleotides. Lineage: Eukaryota; Bacillariophyta; Bacillariophyceae; Bacillariales; Bacillariaceae. The record is from the annotation of a GenBank genome assembly.
CUCUUUCUUUUCCUUGUGCUGCUGCAGAGAGCAAGAAGAGCUUUACUGCAGAAUCGAUGAAUCAAUCGAGGCGCGGGAAGGAUGCCAAAGAGUCGAAGGAAGUGGUAAUAAGCGACGCAACAAAACAGCAACCUAUCGCUGUUGUCGCUUUGAACUAACUGCUACGAGUUACCCGGCGUCACUGCAUUUUUGUUGUACCGCAAUGAGACGUACCGGUACCGUGGGCAAAAAAUACUUAAUGCUCAACACCAUGUGACUUGUGUGUUGGGAGAACGAAAGAUGUGAGUCGUGCGCCGUUCAUUUUGAUUCAUUUUGACUAAAAAAUAAUAUCAUGUCAUGGUCGCAUAUUUUCGUACCGGUUCGUACAUCACACGUAUGGUACGGGAGUGCGCAUCUUGUGUUCAGCGGAUCCACAUCGUACUUACGGUAGGGUACGUACUAUUCAUACGGUACCCUACAGUUACCGUACGGUACGGUACCUCGUCACUAAUCAUAACAUACCAUAGAUACAUACGUAUCAUAUAUAUCAUAUACCCUCCGAAUACGAUAAGAGAUACGAGUGGAGAGGAGAGAUGAAUCAAAGAUCAAAGGCUUCCAAGCGUUUUGUACAACCCUACUUGAGGUUGUGGUGGUAGCCAGGCAGUAGGUACGAGUAGUAGCAAAAUAUAUGCGGUCGAUGUUGCCAUUUUUCACUUCCUCUUUUUCAUGAUUUCACAACAAGGCAUCACACCGAAGCCUGACUGAGAACGAAGCCAAAAGCCAAGCCAAGCCAAGCCAAGCAAAAGAAAAUACAAGUAAAACAAAACACACAAAAAAAUUCGAGAUAAUACAAAACAUUUCAAAUUUCAAAAUUUCAAAACCAUACGAUAGGAAGCGAUUACUCGAUUGAACACAGCACAAAAUCAGUGAGAAGCAGACGGGCGGGGAAACGGUGCAAGGGAGACAGAGGCAGGAUCUGACUCGAAAACAGCAAAAUUUUGUGGAGCUGACCUGAAAGCAGCAAUAUGAUUGGCCACGAAUCCGAAAGGCUACAUCCGACAGUUACUGCCGCUGCAGCGAAACAACAACAGCAAACAAAGGUUUCGUCGACGACGACGAGGAAAAAGAGGAUGCUUCGGGCAGCGAUCCUCUUCGGCGUGGCAUCUUCUCUCCGAUUCGCCCUCUUGGCCAUGAUUGCUCUGCCCCUUGAGAGAGUUCAGGGAAAUAGAAACACCAUUCUAUACCCCGUCUCGGAAGACGACCGCCAGCAACAACAGCUGCGAAGAGAUCAGGAAUCGUCUUCUAUCCAUACCGGUGGGAUGUCGAGCUCGCAAUCCGAUUCCGAUCGCAGCGACAACGACAAACACAAAAAAGAAAGCGCAGUCUCUUCCCCCCGCAAGCGGAAAGCGGGGGCACCCUCUCGGUAUCUAGAAUACGAGGAUCCCGAUGCCACCUACGACAUCCGCCUGGGAAUCCACCCCUCCAUUUCGUAUCCCGAUCUCGAGAACUUUUUCGACACGGAAAUACGAGUUCGGUACGAGUACAGAGCGCACAAAAAAAGGGGCAGAUUGCUGGCCAACGACUGCCCACGGCACUUUUUGUGGCUCUCCGACAAGGCCGUCAAGGACGAGCUGGACUAUCGGCUGGAGUUCGGGGUCUGGUCGGAGCGCGUCCUAGUCGAAAAGAUCUACUUCACCCUCUUUUACGGCGGGACCGGCCUGGCAUCGCGGUACAUGGACAGCGUCGACGACUUCCAGACGGACCUGGUUGGGUGGGAAAUCAUGAACCGGUCCUCGAACCACUGCGACUGGGAGGGGAUAGAGUGCGAGAAUCCCUCCCUGUUGGACGGCGAGGAUCCCGGUACCGGCCCGGCCAACAACACACGCCCCUCGGUCGUUGGCUUCCAGAUCAACGGCUUCUCCCUGGAGGGGACGCUUCCCCACGAUCUCUACCGGCUCAGCAAACUCCGGACACUCGACCUGCACGGCAACCGAAUCCGGGGAACCAUUCCGUCGUCCCUGGGAUUCCUUUCGUCGCUGGUCACGAUCGACCUCCGGGACAACCGGCUGGAGGGCACCCUACCCACCUCGCUGUCCAAGUGGAUCGGUGUCGAGCGGGUCCUCCUCGGAACCAACCGGCUGGGGGGAACGGUACCGGCACCGAUGGUGGCCAGCUGGGCGAGGCACCCCGCCGCGGAUGAAACCGUCGGUAGUGGUGGCCUAGAAACACUGGAUCUCUCCCACAACGGCUUCGAGGGGGAAUUCCCCUUCCGGGCUCUCUUGGCCACGGCGACGGACCUCGAGGCACUGGAUCUCUCCCACAACCGGUUCGUGGGCGUCCUGCCCAACGACGUGGGAGGUGGCCGAGCCCAGCUGCUGCGCGACCGGGGGACGAACAAGGCACUCGUCGCAGCUUCGGAGGCCUGUGCCUCCGGGGACGACGAAUCGUCGUCGGGAGAGCCGGAAGGCGACCGCAAGAACCGGUGCCUCCACCGGACCCUUGCGGCGAAGGACGGCGGUGAGGUGACAACGGAUGGGAUGGGGAAAAAGCUCGGGGACCUCAAUCUUUCCUUCAACACCUUUUCGGGGAGCCUCCCCGAGCAAUGGAUGGAGGCCUUUCCCGGGCUGACAUCGUGGAACCUUUCCCACAACAAAAUGACCGGAAUGGUGCCGAACGAAAUCUGGAAGCUCACGUUCCUCGAGCGCCUCGACCUGGUGAGUAGCAACAACGUCAAAACACGGCAAUUUAAAUGCUGCGGUCCUGCCCAAAAUGAUCAGGAUUGUUUGCCCUGCAAUGUUGUACGGGGAUAACUAUUUACUGAGUGGUACAUACUGGCGUCGGAACCAAUCGAAAAGAACCUUCGUAUUUGCCUUGGUGGAACACAGUGGUUUAUGCAUGCUUUGCUUUUUCUGACUUUUGCUUCGUGCUGCUUACUUCUUUUGAACUCGAUUGUCAUUUGUUCCAUCGAUGCUAAACAAAUUGAACACAAAUAGGGUCACAAUCGGUUGACGGGAGAGAUCCCCAGCGAAGAAACUAUCAGUAGACGCGGCGAUUCUGCCAGGGGCCACGAUCCGAGACCCAUGAGUGGCGGAAGCUGGUCGGACCUGGUUUUCCUCAAACUCCUUGAUCUGGAGCACAACGAAUUGAAGGGAACGAUCCCGCACGAAUUUCUUGCGGGACUUUCGUCGUCACUCGAACAACUCGCGCUAGGAAAGAACCUCCUACGGGGAAACAUUCCGUCGACGAUUGAAAAAAUGACAAAGCUGCAAAGCCUCGAUCUCCACGGCAACGACUUGACGGGGAAUCUUCCCACUGAAAUGAGGCGAAUGCAACCCGACUUGAAGCUUAAUCUUACCGACAACUCGUGAGUACCCGAUACGAUGCCAUCCCGUGGCGUUGCGUGGCUUGGCGUGCCCUGCUAUGCGAGCGAUCAAUGUGGUAGAAAGUAAAUGCAACGAAACCUAGCAUGGUACCGUGCAUUUCGGAUUCAUAGCACCAAUCGAUUAUCAAUGCUCUGUCUGUCAGUGUUUCAUUCCCUGUCCACGAUCUGACAAUGUUUUGGUACUAUUCAUUUCUUUCGUAUCCUUAGGUUGAUUGGAACCGUACCAAAGAUAUUCUGCGGGCGAGGUGCAAUGAGCUCCAGUCUUCUCUUUCGACAGUCUGGGUGCGACGCGAUUCUCUGUCCUCCUGGUACCUUUCAUCCAAACGGUGCAGCCAGUCUCUACUCCGGCUGUCGCCCGUGUCCAACCCGUGAAGGAGACGAUCCCUCGUCUGCCAAGACACUGGGAAGACUCCGAUGCGGGGAAAACUCAAGCAAGACGACGUUUGUGCACGGAGACCUAAACGGAGAUGGUGUUCUCACGGAACGAGAGAUUCUCCGUCUGCUUUAUACGUAUACGGUUGGAAAGAAUUGGGGUUUGCAAUACGAAAGCUGGGCCGACCCCGCCGUAGAUAAGUGCGACCUUAACGGUAUAGUAUGUGCCGGUGGGAAGGUGACCAGAAUCGAUCUGACAGAUGCGUCUCUCUGUGCUACAGUAGACCGCAAGGCGGUCCCCGCUCACGAAUGCAAGGGGAUCCCGGCCGAGAUUUCCAAACUCACACGAUUAGCCGUUCUUACAAUGAACCGGCGCCAAUUCUUACGGGGGACAAUGCCCACCGAAAUCGGUGCAUUGACGAAGCUUCAGUAUCUGGACAUGAGCAACUGCCCAUUAAUGACGGGGCGAUUGCCAAGUGAGAUUGGUCACCUGACGCAGCUAAAAUAUCUGAACAUUGGAGGUUGCAGAUUCAAUGGCACUAUCCCCGAAGAGCUCUUCGAACUGAGUGGCUUGGAAAAACUCCAUCUCAGCAUGAAUGCCUUUACGGGAACGAUUUCCACUUCCCUCCGAAAAAUGACCAAUCUGAAAGAGUUCCUUCUCUCGAGGACUUAUGUGAACGGAACGAUUCCGGAAGGGAUCGGUCAAUUGUCCUUACUAGAAAAUUUCGAAAUGUACGGGAACCAGCUUCUUGGCACCAUCCCCGAGUCUCUCGGAAAAUGCAAAAAUCUAAAAAGAAUCGGUAAGUCUGGCAAUCAUUUGGCCGGAGUGGACACUGAUCCGCAUGAUGAAUUUCGUAGAAAUUUAUUGACCUACCUAUUCGGUACUGAAUGCUCAUCGCUUGAUUGUGUUUUGGUCUUCAGACCUCUUCAAUAACAAAUUGACGGGAAAGAUACCAGAAUCACUGACCACGAUCAAAGGUAUGUCGUGCAUCACUUACAUUCACAAUUUUAGCGUUUGGUGAGAAGGUUUCGAUUUAUAGAUCUGAGGUAUCGGUUCCGUCAUUUUCUUACUUUGACAGUAUUGGUUUAUUCCUUUCUCCAUUGGUAGCCCUUCAAAUUCUUCAUAUAAAAUUAAAUCAUUUGACCGGAACCAUAUCCUCUGGGUUUGGCAGGCUCCCUGCUCUAUCUUGGUUCGACGUAUCAACCAAUCAUCUGCACGGGACGAUUCCCGGAAGCUUUGGGAAUUCUGAAACUCUGAAGGAUUUCCGUCUCGGAGGAGGAAAUAUGAUUCACGAUCCGAUUCCCAAGUCCUUGUGCAGCAAUGCUAAUAUUAAUGGAGGUCUCACGAAAACUUAUGGAUGCAGUGGAGUCAUAUGUCCUCUCGGAACCUAUUCUGACCCCGGCCACGCUACUCACUCGGAUGGGUGUAAGCGCUGUCCCGACGGUCGAACGACGAUAUAUCUUGGUAGCUCGAGAUGUGUUGAACUCACCGACGACGAUAUUCUUACCAUGUUCUACGAUGUAAUGGCAGCGUCUAGUGCAUUUCCUGUGCAACAGAACCAUUGGGCCCAUGGCAGGGAAGGAGACGUGUGCUCUUGGAAUGGUGUAGAUUGCGGCGAAAACAAAACGAUAGAAUCUAUAUGGUUUCCUCUUUUGGGGUUGGGUGCAGAUUGACUGCUUUUACCUUCAGUCUGCACCAAUCCUUCAGCACUGAGUUGUAUGGGACUUCCACUCGACUUCACUCCAUAUUUGAAAUGUGACUGAAAUUCACAUUUUUUCAAUAGUUCCUUAUCAUGAAGCUUCUCCGUGCAUGAUGACCUCAAUUUCCAUGGUAACAAAUGAAUUAUGUUGCUCACCACUUAAAUAAUACUACUUACAUGAA